UUUCAGCAUGAACUUUGACUACAGCAGCGACGAUGAUGAUGAUGAGCGGGAUUUGCCGCCAGCAUCGCUCGGUGCUGCUCACUACUCUGGCGCAUCUGCUGCUGCUGCUGCUGCUGCCUCCAUGCGUGCCACAAGGCCAACACGGGUGCGAUCACUCUCUCAGGCGUCUUCAUCGCGAGGCUGCUCUGCUCCGACGAAAGCGACUGAAGCGCCGACAGCAGCGGCAAUGGAACCAACGAACGGCGACCCGGCGCCAUGUCCCUUCUACGGCUGCUACUUGCUCCGCUCGCUCAAUCCCAAGUACAAGAACAUUACAUACAUUGGAUUCACAGUCAAUCCAGGCCGACGAUACAAGCAGCACAACUCGGGCAAGGAAAAGGGCGGUGCUGUCUUUACAGAUCGCCGCAAGCCAUGGCAACUUGUGCUAUGUGUCUAUGGAUUUAUGGACAAGUACUCUGCUUUAAGGUUCGAAUGGGCAUGGCAGCAUCCGGAACGCACCCGGUUUUUAAAGACGCUGGGUCAUAAAUCCAGCAUGUAUCUGACUCCUCGACUGAGAGUACUGCUCGAUCUGCUCGCUGCACCGGCUUUUGCAAGGACGCCGCUUUGUGUGCAUUGGGUCAACAUGCAGGCCAUGAAGCUGCUUAAUAACAUGCCCCGUGGCCUCCCAUCAAACGUUUCAACAAGAUUUGGUGUGAUUAGAAUGUCCACUCCAGCAGGAAGGCUUGUCGAUCUUGAUUUUCUCGAUGGCACAGUCACAACGACGCCAGUAUUGGCAGCGGACACGGCGAGCAGUGCGCAACUUGGAUCGAGCUUGCAUCCUCAGGAAUGCAGCGUAUGUCGAGUCUGCAUCACUCAUCAUGACAAGGGUGCUGUUCUGAGGUGCAGUCACUGCCAAGCACCAGCACAUACAACUUGCUUGGCGCGUGUUUUUCUUCAACAAGAGAAUGAGACAUCAAGUGAUGGAGCUGUCCGUCACCUUCUACCAGUAUCCGGAGUCUGUCCUCGGUGCCAAAGCUCUCUGCUUUGGGUGAGCUUGGUGCGAGCUGCGCUUGCUCUUCAACAGGACAGUGCCAAUUCCAACUUUUGCGAAACUGCGGAGAAUGUUCUGACAUCAAGCGCUUUAAAUGCUGCCACCUUCGACUUUCCUGAAGAUUAUGUGACAUUUAACGGCGUGGAGGAUGCUGCAAGCGAUGCGUCUCGUGAAGGUCUCUUUGAGUCUUUCGACGAAACUUCGCGCGGAUCGUUCUGUGGCGGCGAAUACAUUGCGAGUACGACCAUGGCCUCGGCUGGCGUUGAAACUUGGCUGGUUGACGAUUAUGAUGAUAACCAAGAAGCUGCCAGUGUGCGAGAUUUCACCAGUGACGCUGAGUGCAUCGAGUUUUGAAUUGGCGACGGUUUUUUGCUGAGUUUUGCCUUUCCCCUGAACGCAUCUCACCCCUCCCGUGCCCCGGCAAUUCGAUUCGCAUUUUGUUAUGAACAUGUAUUUAUUUUUAUCAUGCUAUCUGUAC
Messenger RNA from Capsaspora owczarzaki ATCC 30864, 1508 nucleotides. RefSeq lists its product as hypothetical. The record is from RefSeq and is a predicted model, not a curated record. NCBI's taxonomy places the organism in Eukaryota, Filasterea, Ministeriida, Capsasporidae. Gene Ontology annotation, cellular component: Slx1-Slx4 complex. Gene Ontology annotation, biological process: double-strand break repair via homologous recombination. The transcript has 5 exons. Gene Ontology annotation, molecular function: crossover junction DNA endonuclease activity; 5'-flap endonuclease activity. Bases 8 to 1384 code for a protein of 458 amino acids.